Molecule: messenger RNA, 518 nt
Organism: Lotus japonicus
Lineage: Eukaryota; Viridiplantae; Streptophyta; Magnoliopsida; Fabales; Fabaceae
Product: mitochondrial import inner membrane translocase subunit TIM8-like
Exons: 2
Coding region: 140-376 (78 amino acids)
Source: RefSeq, a predicted model, not a curated record
AAAAAGCAACCCAAGUUCUCACAGAAACACUGUCUUCAUCUCCUACUAGGGUUUAGGGUUUUUGGUUUUCUUACAAUUCGCUUCGAUUAUUCACUGCCGAAGAAUCCUCUCUCUCUCUCUCUCUCUCUCUCCAAUCGCCAUGGACUUUUCACAGAUGGAUUCUCCUGACAUGGAGCAAUUCUUAUCUCAAGGACAGCAAAUGGCAAUGGUUAAUGAAAUGUUGGCAAAACUGACAAGCACAUGCUGGGACAAAUGCAUCACUGGCACACCUGGGAGUAAGCUCAGUUCUGGUGAAGCUACUUGUCUUUCAAACUGUGCAAAGCGUUACAUUGAGAUGAGCAUGCUUAUCAUGGAAAGGUUUAAGAGUAUGCAGUGAAGAUAGAAGGUUAUCAAUGUGAUUUCCAUUUAGACAUGGCCUGAUGUAAAUUACACUUUGCCUAAUCAUUAACCUUAGUAUCUUGUUUAAGAAUCUUGAGAAUUAAUUUUUAUCUUCUCAAAUAUUUAUCUGCUUUUUGGCA